This is a messenger RNA of Staurois parvus, 347 nucleotides long. The record is from the annotation of a GenBank genome assembly. Lineage: Eukaryota; Metazoa; Chordata; Amphibia; Anura; Ranidae.
UGACAAAAUGGAACACACCAGCAGUGUGAGGAGACCUGAAAGUGGCACAUGGCAUGGCAGAGUGUGGCGAUGGAGACAGCAGCAAUGGGAGGGCCGUACAGGGACCCAUGAGGCACUGUGGACCUGGCAGCAGCAUGAGGAGGCGGUACAGGGGCCCAUGGCAGAUUAGGGGCCUGGCAGCAGCAAUGGGAGACGCCCGUAAUCUGCCAGCAACCUAUGACAAAAUGGAACCCAGCAGCAGUGUGAGGAGACCUGAAAGUGGCACAUGGCAGAGUGUGGCGAUGGAGACAGCAGCAAUGGGAGGCGGUACAGGGACCCAUGAGACACUGUGGACCUGGCAGCAGCAU